Messenger RNA from Helicoverpa zea (corn earworm), 1997 nucleotides. It is a transcript of the gene Prip, whose product is annotated as aquaporin AQPAe.a. The transcript has 7 exons. NCBI's taxonomy places the organism in Eukaryota, Metazoa, Arthropoda, Insecta, Lepidoptera, Noctuidae. Bases 224 to 1033 code for a protein of 269 amino acids. The record is from RefSeq and is a predicted model, not a curated record. Gene Ontology annotation, molecular function: water channel activity. Gene Ontology annotation, biological process: transmembrane transport. Gene Ontology annotation, cellular component: plasma membrane.
UGGUUCAAAACAUUUAUUCAAACAAGAUCAAAAACGCGCGACAGUCGUUUGCGGCGACGCACAUCGAAUUACGGAAAUCUUUUUUUUUUACACUUAUCCAGAAUAGUAAUUCUGUAAUUUCGAAAGAUAAGUGUGGUGGAAUACAUCGUUUAGAAAUAAAUCCAGCAAGUUGAGAGUUCCCUGCGAAAACUUUGGACUUUUUGUCUAAACUUUAACCAGAGCCAUGGGUGAACUAGGAGCGAAGUUGGGGCUUGAUGAGCUGACUGGUGGAGCGGCCGGCAUCAGCAGGGCUCUCCUCGCUGAGUUUAUUGGUAACCUAUUACUGAACCUGUUUGGUUGCGGUGCGUGCAUCAACAUCUCGCAAGGAACCAACGCUGCACCAGACAUCGUGCUCAUCGCCCUUGCCUUCGGUCUAGCGGUCUACGCCAGUGUCUCGGCGAUAGGUCACAUCUCAGGCGGUCACAUCAACCCAGCAGUAACGUUAGGUCUCGCAUCAGCUGGUCGCGUGAAGCCUGCUCGCGCGGUACUAUACAUCAUCGCGCAAUGCGCCGGUGCUGCUGCCGGCUCGGGCUUGCUGAAGGCGCUGACUCCUGAGCGCGCGGCCGGCAAGCUCGGUGUCACCGGCCUCGGGACCGACGUCACUCAGCUGCAAGGCUUCGGCAUCGAGUUCUUCCUUGGAUUUGUGCUUAUCUUCGUCGUUUGUGGGGUAUGCGACCCGAACAAGCCGGAUAGCAAAGCCACAGCUCCCCUCGCUAUUGGAUUGACAGUGACGCUGGGUCACUUACUCGCAGUAGACUACACCGGCUCUGCAAUGAACCCUGCCCGCUCCUUCGGCUCUGCUCUCGUCGCUAACGAAUGGGCUGACCAUUGGGUCUACUGGGCGGGCCCGAUCGCUGGCGGCAUCGCGGCCGCGUUGUUGUACGUGCAUGGCUUCUCCGCACCGCCCGUCGAGACCCCACCCCGCUACCGUGCCGUUGCCGGAGACGAGAAGGAGCUGAAGCGGUUGGACGGUAAAGGCGACGACAUGGCUUGAGAGCGGCGGCCGGCCCCCGCGGCCGGGCUGUCGGUGCCGCGCGACACGCGGCCCGGGCCCACUCCCCUCACCAACACCACCUACCUACUAAUACAAAACAAACGACAGCUUUAAGUGUUCAAAAGCUGAACUAUUACUAUAGUGACCACUUUGAAGACCUCUAAUGAUAGCGAACAAAUAAUAAUAAGAAAUCUAAUAUUUGGAAUCUUAUUUCACGCAUCCGAUAAGUUGCACAAGUCUCGUGGCCAUUCGCGUUACUCAGCAGAGUACAUCGUGGAGUGGACUAGUGCUAGAGACCUGUUUAUAUUAAACCCUCAACCACACGACCAGUUAUAGUGCCCAUAGUUAUAAACAUUGUAAAUAUCUUUACAUCAUAUUUAUGCAACCAUAUUAAGCUUAAUCUUCUCAAUAAUUCAGUGACAUCACAUUUUGAUAUCCGCCCCAUAUUUUAAAAUUAAGUUUGACGUUUUCAUGUUUGAAGUUGACUCUAAUUAAAAUUUUAUACUAUUUGAUAUUUGAGAUUAUAUAUCUUUUUAAAAUUUAUGCAUACUUAGACGCGAGGGAGCAUAAUUAUAAAUCUUUCGAAAAAUCUCACUCUGUGUAGCUCCCUUGUUUAGUGUAGCUUAAAAUAAUACGUAAGUGUAUAAUUAAAAUUAUAUCUGUUUUACCGCACAUCGACUUACAUUCGCUUUUCAUUGUACUGUAAUGCUGAAGAGCCUAGAAGUGCAUAAAUGUGUAAUGUAAGUCUUUGUGUCAAAACGAAUAUGAAUAUAUAGUACAUAAGUAGAACCUAACGAGUUUCAAACCGAAGUGUUCAAAAAUAUACCAACUUGAGAUAUUGAAUGAAAUUAUUUUGUAACUGAUUUGUGCGAAUGUCAAAUUAAUAGAUAGGCAUUUUAAUAUAAUUAUGAAUGUAAACGUUUUGUCUUGAUAAUUUAUGAUAAAUAAAUAUGAUAUUAUUUUA